Dracunculus medinensis (Guinea worm) is the source of this 10065-nucleotide messenger RNA. The record is from the annotation of a GenBank genome assembly. NCBI's taxonomy places the organism in Eukaryota, Metazoa, Nematoda, Chromadorea, Rhabditida, Dracunculidae.
AUGUAUAAAGUACUACGUUCAUAUUCGAAAAAAGCGGAACGUAAACAUGAAUUGACUCGUUCAAAUCAAGCAAAUUCAUAUGGAUAUAGUGCAAAUGGUUAUAAUACGGGAUUAUACGGAAGAGGAGUUGAUGAGAAUAUUUAUGGUGAUGAACAGCAACAACAAGUAGCAAUUGAUGGAAGAGAGAGGAAUGAAUGGAAUGUAGGAGUAGGAGGAGCGGAAGGAAGAGGAAAAGCAUUCUCUGAGAGUUCUUCAUAUGAAGCAAGAGAACAUUUCGAACGUAAAGUUAAACGUGUUAAAAAAACACGUGCUGAACGUGAUAGUACUAGAAAAUCGAAAAAGAACAAAACAGAAAUGUUAUUAUCGCCACCACAAUCAGUUAAUAACAUUGAUAUGUUAUCAGCGAAAGAUGCGUUAUUAGAGUGGGCACAAAAUGUUACACGUGGUUAUCCAGGUGUUCACGUGAAAAAUUUUUCAACAAGUUGGCGUGAUGGCCUUGCAUUUAAUGCUAUUUUACAUCGUUAUCGGCCAAAUAGCAUUAAUUGGAAUAAGAUAAGUGAUAGUAAUGUGAAAGCACAAGAUCGUCUUAAUAAUGCAUUUAAUGUUGCUGAAAAAGAAUUCGGUGUAUCACGUUUAAUUGAUGCUGAAGAUGUCGAUAUUGAUAAUCCGGACGAAAAAAUUAUCAUAACAUAUCUUUCAUCGUUAUACAAUGCGUUACCACAUUCAUCGUUAUUGUAUAAGGGAUCAUUGUCGGAUAUAAUAAGUCGACUUACUCGCGGAAUUGGUAUAACCAAUGAAAAACUCGAUCAUAUUCUUCAAAGAAUUGAGGAAACUGAAGUAAAAGUGGAAACGUUACGUACAACUGACUUACAGCGAACUAUCGAUAUGAUUAUCGAUGAUUUGAAUUUACUUGAAACACCAAUUCUCGAAUUUUUCGAUGAUGUUGAACAAUUAAAGCAAAAUAAACACCCAGAAACUAAUGACUUUUAUCAGCAAGUAUAUGGACUUGAACAACGACGUCAGUCAUAUUUGACGAGAAUUCGGACACAAUUCAUAACAAAAUUAGGCCUUCGUUCAGAAUUACUUUUACGUGAAAGUGAAGAACGACGUGAAUCGAUUCGACGUUCAACGUUUAAUCGUGUUGAAGAGUGCAUACAAUGGGUUCGUACACGACUGGACAAAUUAUCGGAAAUGGAGUUUUAUCACGAAUUAAAAGAACUCGAAAAUAUGUUUGAAGAGCAUAAAAUUGAUAAUCAUGAUAUUCAAGAUUUUCGCCAGAAUGUUGACGAAUGUAUUGCUCGACAGGCAGAAAUAUGUGCGGAAGAUUCACAUGAAUAUUGCGAAUUACUAACGACUCUGGAAAGUGAGUAUCAACAAUUAAGGGAUUUAUCGGCUGGUCGAAUGCUUGAUUUAGAUACGUUAAUCGCUUUUAUACGUGGUGUUGAACAGGAAUUAAUUUGGAUAAAAGAACGUCAGGAAAUUGAAAUUUGUCGUAAUUGGUCCGAUAUUAACCAACUCGAUUUGCCAAUGCUCCAUAAUUAUUAUAAACAACUUCUUCAUGAAAUUGAACUCCGCGAACCGAUAUUUAACGAUGUUCAUAAUAAAGGAGCAGCAUUAGUGAAUCAAGGGCAUCCAGCAAAUUACGUGAUUGAGUCGUAUUUACGUGAAAUGCAACGACAGUGGGAUAUAUUGCUUUCACUUUCCAAAUGUCUUGAACAACAUUUACGUGAUGCAAAUAAUUUGAAAAUGUUUAUGGAAGAUGCGAAAGCUGCAGAAGAAUGGAUGUUAAAACAAGCAGAUUUAUUAGAAAGGAAAUAUAGUAGAAAUGAUUUUGCAUUGGAUGAAGGUGAACAAUUACUUCAUGAAUUGGAUGAAAUAAAUGAUUUAUUGAAGAAAUAUCAUAGCCUUUUAAUGAGACUUACUGAUCGGAGUGCUGAUAUAUCACCGUUAUGGCAACGUGGUGAACGUGUUGAACAACCGAUUCCUGUCACAGCUAUCGCAAGUGGAUAUGUCGUUCAUGAGGGCGAUGAAUGUAUGUUAAUUGAUAAUUCACAUCAUCAUCCGUGGGUAUUAAGCGGUGGUCCUGAAAAUACCAAUUUUUCGGAAUAUUCCGUUUUCUUUCGAAUUCCACCACCUGAUUCUCGCCUCACCACUUAUCUUAAUCGUUUACAUGCCAAUUUCGAUAGACUUCGACGAUUAUGGGAUAAAAAACAUCGAUUAGUUCGAUUGAAUAUGGUGCUGAAUACAAUGGGACAGAUUCGUGGAUGGGAUUUGGAUACAUUCGCGUCGAUUCCAGCCGAUGAAAGGGACGCAAUAAUUAGAGCACUAAAUGACGAUGCACAAAAAUUACUCGCUGAAUUAGAUGCAAAUGAUCCAUUAGCGAUUCGACUUCGUGAAGAAUUGCGAUUAACCAAUGAACAUUUCUACGAUUUAUUGAAUCAAAUGAAUCGACCAAAAGAACCGAAUACAAGCAGUCAAUUCGAUGAGGAAGUUGCGAAAUUAUUGAAUAAAUUAAAUGAAGCAAAUCGGAAAUUAAAUGAUCGUGUUACGCAGAGUAUGCCACGUUCGGUGAACGAUUUAGAACGCCUUAUUUUGGAACAUAAAGAUUUUGAAGAAGCCUUGCAAGGAUUAGAUGUGGACAUAUCAACAGUUAACGAGCUUUUUCGUCAACUCGCCAGUCCAACUCCUUCGCAAAGAGCUAAUCAUGAUCAUUUAAAUGGACUUUGGGAGGAUAUAUGGGAAUUGUCGAGGAUGUACGUUGAACAUUUGAAAGCGUUAGAAGGAGUUAUGAAUGGCAUAGUUGAGGUGUCAGAUAUUUUGCGUCAACAUGAAAUAACAUUGAAUUCUUAUGAUGAUUUACCUGCAUCGCUCGAACGUCUCCGUGGUGUUCAUUCGCAGUUAUUAGAAAUGAAUAUGGUUCUUCAACAACAACAGAGUAUUGUCGAUUCUCUUAAUCGAAAUAUUGCGUUAUUGCGACAACACGCAUCACGUACACGUCAAUCUUCAAACCAUCCCGAUGUCGAUCGUCUCGAAGAUGAAAUACAAAACUUAACGGUACGUUGGGAGAAUAUUUGUUCGCAAGUGGCGGAAAGAAUGAAAAGUGCGGAACGCGCAUUGCAAAUAUUAAUGAUCUAUCGUCCGGAAUAUGAAAAUGAAUUGGCUUGGUUGGAUAAAGUUGAAGAAACAAUUAACAGUCUGCGACGACCAGAAGAUUUAUUGCCUGAGCAAUAUCAACAGCAGCUCGAUCAACUUGUUGCUGAUUAUAAUCAGCUUCAAGAAAGAACGGAAGCGAUAGAAAAUGUUAAUAGGGAAGGCGGAAAAUUCAUUCGUGAAGCAAAGAGUUACGAUAGUCGUUUAUCGCAAUAUACGGACAAUAUAAUAACUGUUCAUGGACCGAGGAUAAAGGAUGAAUUUCGUCGUACCCAACCGCAACCAAAGAAUGGUGCUCAACAAGUCACCGAAGAAUUAGAAAAGCUGAAUCGCCGUUUUGCCCAAUUGAGUUCACUUAUUUUAGAAAAACGUAAUGUGAUACAGGUGCUUAUACAAAAUUGGAAACGAAAAAAGCAGGAGGAAGAAGAUCGAUUAAGAGCUGAAGAAGAGGAAAAACGUCGUCUUUUUGAGGCAGCAAGACUUAAGGCAUUAGAAGAUGCAGAUCGUUUACGACGCGAAAGGAAGGCUGCUGAAGAUGCAAGGCGUGCCGCAGAGGAAGCUGAACGACUUAGACGAGCUCGUGAAGCUGCUGAAGAAGCGAAGAGAAGAGCUGAAGAAGAAGCAAGGAGGAGAGCUGAGGAAGAAGCAAGGAGAAGAGCUGAUGAAGAAGCAAGAAGACGGAAGCAAGCCGAAGAAGAUAGAUUAAAGAGAGAGGAAGAGGAUAGGAGAAGAAGGGAAGAAGAAGAAAGAAGGAAGGCUUUAGAAGAUGCUGAACGACGAAGACGAGAAGAAGAACUUAAGCGUAAAAAAGAAGCUGAAGAUGAAGAAAGGCGUCGUCGUGAGGAAGAACGACGUAGACGUGAAGACGAAGAACGUCGUAGACGUGAAGAAGAAGAACGCCGUGGACGUGAAGAAGAAGAACGCCGUAGACGUGAAGAAGAAGAACGUCGUAGACGUGAAGAAGAAGAACGUCGUAGACGUGAGCAAGAGGAACGUUUAAGAAAAAUGCCAGAAAUUCGACAUGGAAUGCAACAAGCAAUUGUGCCUGAGGGUAUGGAGGCAGAGGAAUUUGAAGAACUUAGUAAUGUACCCGCUCGAGCUACAAUAGCUGAACACGAAGACGAAAUGCAGAUGUAUCAAGAAGAGACCAUAACAAAGACACAGUUCUAUGAAAUGGAAGGCGUACUUCAUAAGCAGACUGGUGAAAUUCUUACUUUUGUUGAGGCUGUACGUCAAGGACUUCUUGAUCUGCACUCAGGUGGUGGUGAAUUUUACGAUAUUGUCUCUGGUGCUAGAAUAAGUUUGGAGAAAGCAGCGGAAUUGGGAUAUAUCGAUGGAGGUUUUCACGAAGUGUUGAAUGCUCAUCACGGGAUUCGUCAUCCAGAAACUCAACAAAGUCUUUCAUUGCUAGAGGCAAUCCAGAUUGGUCUCUACGAUCCAGAUAUUCGACAGCUAAGAGAUAUAAAUACAGGCGAAAUUUUAUCGAUGUAUGAUAGUAUAUUUCGUGGUAUUAUCACUCUUGAUACUCAGCAUAGGCUUUUAAAAAUGGGUGUACUUAAAUUACCACCAAUGUCUUUAGAAAAUGCGAUUGAACAAGGAGUAGUAAAUCCAGAAAGUGGGCAUUUCACGGGUAAAUAUACUCGAGAAAUGAUGCCUUUGAAAGAAGCAAUUUAUAAUGGCUAUAUUCAGAUAAAAUCUGGAAAACCAAGUCCUAUGAUUGCGAUAUGUCUAACGGACUGUAUACAACUUGAGCUUAUUGAUGCAUUUUCUGGCGAAUUUAAAGAUAAAUUUAGUGGUGAAAAAAUAAGUCUGCGUGAUGCGGUUUCUAAACAAAACAGUCUAAUUAAUCUUCAUGUUCCCGAAAUAAUCCGAACCGAUGAAGGUAUUCGAGUUACGCUUGGAGAGGCAAUCGUUCGUAAUGCAAUAAAUACUCGUCAAGGCAAUUUUACAGAUUUGCAAAAAAGUCAAAGUCUUUCUCUUCAGGAAGCUUAUUCACAAGAUCUUAUCCAGAAACCAAUGACUUUGACUGAAAUUAAUGCUAAGGGUCUUAUCGAUUCUACAAAUAAAUUUAUUGAUGGAGGUACAAAGCAUCGAUAUUCUUUACUCGAAGCUAUUGCCGCUGGCCUUAUCGAUGCAGAAGUUCGGCACAUUGUCGAUCCCGAUGAGAAGGAUGUUAUCUCAAUUGCGGAAGCCUUAGAACGCGGCCUUUUAGAACCCGAUGGAAAUAUUGUGCUUCCUAAUCAACAGAAAAUUUAUUCGAUCGCUGAAGCGGUUAGUGAAGGACUACUCAUUAAACGUGUUCGUCAUACCAUUUUUGAUGUAAAAGGUAUUAAAAAUACCAAAACAAAAGAGAAUUUGACUUUUAAUGAAGCCGUGGAGGCUGGUGCAGUUAUUUUACAAGCAGAACGCAUUGUUGAUCUCGCUAAUCACGACAGUUUUUUGCUUGCCGAUUCGGCUGGUAAAGAUCUUAUAGAUCCAGUGUUGCAUGAAUUAUUGAGUACUCCAUUAGGAAUAAAAAAUCAUUCCGGACAAGAUUUGUCCGUUUUUCGAGCAGCCGCCAAAGGUUUCAUUGAUCCACUGAAAGGUGUGUUUAUCGACAAAAAAUUGAAUAAAGAAUUAAAUCCGAAGGAUGCAUAUGAUGCUGGUUAUAUAACUUUACGUGGUGCUUUAAAAUUAUCAGCCUUGUUCGACAUUCAUCCAUCUCUCGUUACGCCUGUCAAGAAAGUUGACUUUAAACGUAGGAUUCAUCGUCCAGGAGCGAAAAAAUACGAUUUGGCAUCAGAUCAGAUAAAAGUUACUCUCGCAGAAGCAAUGAAACAAGGGCUUGUCGAUUCAAAAACACACCGAUUCCGACAAGGUGAGACUGAAAUGAGUUUUGAAGAUGCUCUCAGUCGAGGAUUAAUUCAUCCAUCAGAUGAAUGGAUUGUUCCUUCAAAAAGUGCUGGAGUAGGGCCAACUAUUGAAGAACGUAUAAGUGAGACGGUUUCUGAAACUGGUCAGCAAUUAGCGCCCAAAUUCUACCCUGAUAAAAAUAUCGAAGAAACCGUAACAACAAUUAAGCGAAUUAAGAAAGCAGAAACUACAGCUGUAGGCGGCCCAGGUGGUGUUUCUGUUUAUAGAGCUAUUACUGGUGGUAAAGGAACGAUUGAAGUUCCUAUUGAUGGUUACCAUCUUAAUGAAGCUGAAAGAUUAGGCUACAUCGACUUAGCAACAGGAAUUAUCGUUCCUCCGAAUGUGGAUCGGACGCUUUCUUUAGAAGAAGCCUUCGAAUUGGGAGUAAUUAAUAGUAAGAAUAUUAAAGUGCUUGACCCACAGACAGGAACCUUUAUUCCUGUCAUUAAAGCUAUGGAGAAGAAAAUUAUGGAUAAGAAUGGUUUUGUCAAAAGUGGUGAUCGUAUGCUAAACUUGCAAACUGCAAUUGAACGUAAGCUGAUAAGUGUGGAACCAGAGCCGCCAUCAUUACCAUCAACUUCUCCGAAGAAAAUUAUACAGUUCUCAGCCGGUACAGGUGCUAUAAUGAGUUUCCGACCAGUCGGUACUGCAACCGUUGAUGAAUCCGAACAAGCGUGGUCAUUUGAUUCAACCACUGGCGAAUUAUUUGAUCAUAUUGGGGGAGAACGCAUUUCACUUGAUGUUGCCCUUCGUUCCGGUAAAAUAACCACGGACGAUCUUCGCGUAAGAGAUGCUCUAACUGGUAGAGAAAUGUCAUUUGAAGAAGCUGAAAAAUGGGGAAUAGUUGAUUCAAAAAAUCUUUAUUUCUUUGACAAACAAGACAACAAGCGAUAUUCAUUGACUGAAGCAGCUCAGCAACAUCGCAUUUUUCCAACCGGUGGUGUUCCUGAAAAUGCUAGUGAUGCUGUACAUACUACGUAUAAAAUCCAAAAACGCACAGAAGUCUCGAAAAAAGAAGCAACAACAAGUGGCCCAGCCGCCUUCAUCGAUCAAACACUUACCAAAGCGAUCGACUGUGGUUGGUAUGAUAAAACAAGUGGCAGAUUUACGCAUCCAGAUACUGGCAAGCAAAUGAGUCUCAAAGAAGCCAUAAUAAAAGGCUUAUUCAACCCAUACGGAACGACUAUUAUUGAUAAACGUGGCCAGCGUGAAUUAUCCUUGCUUGAAGCCAUUCAAGAAAAUAUAAUUAAUGAUAACACUGGCGAGUUGCUGGAUACAUCUACCGGAAAGUCUGUUGAUCUAAAAACAGCCAUGCAAGAAGGAUUAAUUAAAGGAUGUAGUGUUCCUGAUAGUCUUGAAGGAGCGAUUGUAAGCGGUAAAUUAGAUUUAGCUACAGGAAAGUUUAGCACACCGGAUGGGCAUGCCAUUACCCUCCAAGAAGCAAUCAAGUCUAAUCUAAUCGACUCAAAAAGCAUAGUAAUUCGUGAUCCAGCUACUGGCGAAGAAAUGACAUAUUCAGAUGCAGUUGAUAAACAAAUAUUGAAUCCUAAUGAAGGAACCGUAUUUAACAAAAAUACAUAUGAAUCGAUAUCUUAUCCACAGGCUUUAGCAAGAAGUGUAUUAGUGGGUGCUGGAUCGAGACAUUCUCAAGAUACACAGAAACGUACUCAUCCUCCUCGUCUGAUUGAGCAAAAACUCCAGCUUACACCUUACGUCCAACCGUACGAUCAAAAACAAAUUGUAAGCUUAAAAGAGCAACGUUCGAUUGGACCAGGAAGACAAGAAAUGGUCGAUCUUGGUGGUGGUAAACAAGUUAUGGUUAAAGUUGUACGUGGUGAGGGUGGAAUUGAAAAAGGAGAAUAUAUUGAUCCACUGUCUGGAAUGAAAUUUACUAUUCAAUUGCAUGGUGAUCCAUAUGUAACGGAGACCAAAACUGUUGUUAAAAGUACCGCGCAAGUACAUUCAGUACAAUUGGAACCUCAUGCAGAAUUCGUUGGAAUCGAUAAAAUACGUGAUAAACGAACUGGUCGUAUAAUGUCGUUACAAGAUGCUCAACGCCUUGGUAUUGCACAAGUUGAUAAGAAAGGAAAACAAAUGACAAAAACUUAUUCAGUUUUUCGUUCAAAUAUUCAGAAUGCAAUAACGAAAGGAGUUGUUGAUUCGCAUGGCGAAAAGAUCAGUUUAGAAGAUGCGAUUCGUGCGAAAUUAAUCGACAUAAAGAAUUUGACAUAUCUGAAUUCGAAAACAGGUGAAGCAUUAACAUUCGCUCAAGCUGCAAAUAUGGGACUUCUUGAUGUGACAUUGUCUGAAAUUCUGCCGAAAGGUGUUUGCCAUCCAGCGAACGGUGAAAAAAUCUCAACUGAAAGAGCGAUAAAUCUUGAUAUUAUUAAUCCAAAAACGGGCGAAGUUCGAAAUCCAUUUACAAAAGAGAAACUGAGCUGGCUGGAUAUUUUGAAGCCUGUCUAUGCGAGUUUAACGAUGGAAGGAGUUUAUGAUCCAACGAAAGGCUAUGGCGUACCAGUUUCAAGUGCUCUGAUAGAAGGCCUAAUUGAUGCAAAUACGGGGCAAUAUUCGAAUCCAAUAACAUUUGAAAAAAUUUCUCUCAUGGAGGCAAAAAAUAAAGGACUUAUUGAUGAGGAAACCUAUAAGGCAAUAACGGAACCAUUUUUGAUUGAUUUUAGAACGAAGCGCAAAUUGAAUUUAAUUGAAGCGGUAAAAACAAAAUUAAUUGAUCCCAGAAAUCGUACAAUACAAUUGGAUGAAGGUUUAAUUAUACCAGUUGCUCGUGCAACCGCUGAAGGUAAAAUUCCACGAUCAAUUGGUGAACGAUUGAAAAAAGUCGAUAAAUUGACUUUCGCUGAAGCAUUAGGAAAAGGAUUAAUAGAUGUGGCGCAAAAUAAGUUCAUAGAUCCGGAUUCGGGUCGUCCUAUGUCGAUAAAUCAAGCGAUAGAAGAAGGCUAUAUCGAUACAGGAAAUGUUGAAUCAAUCGAGGGAUCGGAUCAACGAAAUUUAGCGAAUAUUUUACACUCAGAAGAAUUUGAUGAAAAUUCUGGACGUAUUCGUGAUAAAAAAUCCGGAUUAUAUUUGACAUUUAAAGCGGCUGUCGAACGUGACAUUAUUGAUGGCGAUUCAUUAUUUCAUGAUAUUGACUCGAGUCAUACGAUGACGAUUCGAGAAGCAUUAAAUCGUGGUAAAGUUGACGCAGAUGGCAAAUACGUCGAAAUGAAAACAAAUACGAAGAUGAGUCUAAAAGAUGCAAUUGCAUACGGUCUUAUCGCAUUAAUUCCAUCACCAAUGCAAGCGGCACAAGCCGUAACUGAAGCAGUUAAACGCCGAGAAACUGAAGGCUAUAAAUUUAAAAUUGGUGCUGUCGAUGAACGAAAACCGACAUCGGUUGGACCGCGCUUUAGAGAAGAAUCGACUGUCAUAAGACUUUCGCAGCCACAUAGAGUAGAACCAGGUUUGUCAGUAAGAGUAAGGUCAAGCUCCGAAGCACAAUCCACUGGAAGUCGUGCUCGAAGCUUAAUCGAUGAUCCACAAGCACUUGCUGAUUUGCAACACGAAUUUUUAGAUAGUUUAAUUAAAGAACAAUUUGAUAUUGAAAAGCAGCUCAUAGAGAAUCCAGCAACUUCAAAACGAGUUUCUAUACGUGAAGCAGCCGAAUCUGGUUUAUUAGAUGUUGUUACGGGAGAAAUGGUACAUCCUUUGUCCGGCAGGCGUUAUUCUAUUCCUCGAGCAGUUCAUAUGAAAUUAAUUGAGCCAGAUGUUGCGAAAUGUUUAAUGGAAUCAUUAAAUCUAUCAUUAGAAGAACUCGGUCAGUCAGCUUCUAUAAGUCUCGACUCGCCAGCUGGUCUUAGUCCAUCUGAUCCAAGUGUUAAGGUUUGGACAAAAACUGUAAGUUGGCAUGGUCAACCCUCUGAACUUCGUCAUUCAACUGAUCCAUUAGCUCCGUACACCACUUAUACUUCAUCAUCGUCGACGAGGUCCUAUGAUGCUCCAUCGUGGGCACGACAAGAUCAUUAA